AUGAACCCAAAUAUCAAGUAUGUGGUGAUUAUGCCGAUCAUCCUGGUCUUCACCAGUCUGGCGAUUGCUCUGGACAUCAGCGUAUGUGGCUCCCUCUUCGCGCAGAGUUGUCAGAAGAGCGAGGUUUACAAGCAGAUGGCAGCACUAAUAGCCACUGCAUUGGCCCUCUUCAUUAUCGGCACGGUGUUCGCCUUCAUUUCCAUUUUCAAAGGCAAGAGUUGGAUUUGUAUCAGCGAAUUCAUCAUAGUCGCCGCGGGUGCCACGCUAAUGCUCAUUGCGCUGUGCAUCUACUACCAGGGAAAACACUUCUGGGCACCACUAGUGGGAGGCAUCGCUAUGACACUGGGAUUGGAGACUUCUGUCUUUAUCCUCAUUGACAUCUUAUCCUAG
Messenger RNA from Echinococcus granulosus, 390 nucleotides. RefSeq lists its product as hypothetical. Lineage: Eukaryota; Metazoa; Platyhelminthes; Cestoda; Cyclophyllidea; Taeniidae. The record is from RefSeq and is a predicted model, not a curated record. Bases 1 to 390 code for a protein of 129 amino acids. The transcript has a single exon.